AUGCAGAUGGGGAAUACAACUGGUCUCAUAUCAUCAUGGUUUGUCGAAGACCUGGUCCUUGAUCGACCAGACGCAAAAGCAAACCAUGUGAUUCAAUGCAUUGGCUCUUCAUCGCUUGACAAGGGCAAGAGUUUUGCGGAGAAGAAUUGUCCAAAGGCCAGUCCAACCAUCUACGGCACGUACGAGGAAGUCUACAGCGAUCCAAACGUCGACUGUGUCUAUAUAGGCACCCCGCAUUCGUUCCAUAAGAAGAAUUGUCUGGAUGCCAUUGCCGCGGGCAAGAAUGUCCUCUGCGAGAAAGCAUUCACUAUCAACGUGGCGGAGGCGAGGGAAGUGUUUGCCGCGGCAGAGAAGAAGAACGUCUAUGUCCAUGAGGCAAUGUGGCUGCGGCAUCGUCCUCUGGUCGCCGAGUUGAGAAAACUCCUCUUCGAGGAUAAAGUCAUUGGGGAUGUUUUCCGCAUGUUUUCCGACUUUUCUCUACUCAUCGACAUCAGCAACUUACCGGAUACCUCACGGUACAAAGAUCUCAAUCUCGGCGCAGGAACCCUGCUAGAUCUCGGCAUCUACCCACUGACUUGGUCUUUCCUGGCACUGGAUCCAAACACACCGAGUGAUUCCGAGAGGCCGAAGAUAUUAGCGACGCAAACUCAUCUGCACGGGGUCGAGGUGACUUCAAGCAUCCUGGUGCAGUACCCUUCCACCGGGAGACAAGGGGUGGUCACGUCCACAACUAUGUCCGGGCUCCGCGAUCCCGUGGUUUGCCGGAUCCAGGGAACCGAAGGACACGUCGAUGUUGAGGGCGCAGCACCGGCACUACCUCUUUCGUUUAUCACCCACCGCCGAAAGGCAGGCACGAAAGAUGAUACCAAAGACGACUUUGAGACUAAAAAGUACGAUUAUCCACAGGUCGGCCGCGGGUUCAUCUACGAGGCGGACAACACGGCGCUCGACAUCGCUGCAGGUCGAAAGGAGAGUGCCAUCAUGCCCUGGAAAGAGACCUUGCGAGUCAUGGAGAUCAUGGACGAGAUCAGGAAACAAGGCGGAACAAUAUAUCCGCAAGACUGA
Cladophialophora yegresii CBS 114405 is the source of this 1065-nucleotide messenger RNA. RefSeq lists its product as uncharacterized. The transcript is spliced from 2 exons. Gene Ontology annotation, molecular function: nucleotide binding. Lineage: Eukaryota; Fungi; Ascomycota; Eurotiomycetes; Chaetothyriales; Herpotrichiellaceae. Bases 1 to 1065 code for a protein of 354 amino acids. The record is from RefSeq and is a predicted model, not a curated record.